AUGGCAAGCUCUGACAAGGACGACGGCGUGUCAUAUGUCCACCAGGACACGGGCACAGGGCUGCAGACCGCUGCUGGGCAGGGUCAAUAUGCCACAGACAAAUAUGGUCAGUCCCUAGUGGAGCUGGACCCAGCGGCGGAGGCCAAACUUCGACGCAAGAUUGACCUGAUGAUCGUCCCGACCGUGGCCCUGCUAUAUCUCUUCUGCUUCAUCGAUCGUGCUAACAUCGGAAAUGCCCGUCUUGCGGGACUCGAAAAGGACCUGAACCUCGUCAAGGAUGACUAUAAUGCGCUUCUCUCCAUCUUCUACAUCAGCUACAUCCUGUUUGAGAUCCCAGCAAAUAUCCUCUGCAAGUGGAUGGGCCCGGGCUGGUUCAUCCCCCUUACCUCCCUGGGCUUUGGUAUCUCAUCAAUUGGCACCGCGUUCGUGAAGACGGAAGCCCAGGCCUCCGGAGUCCGCUUUGUUCUUGGGAUUUUCGAGGCUGGAAUGUUACCUGGCAUUGCCUAUUACAUGUCUCGAUGGUAUCGACGAAGCGAGCUUGCUUUCCGCCUGGCGAUGUAUAUUGUCAUGGCGCCCCUAGCAGGUGCAUUUGGUGGGCUUCUUGCGUCGGCGAUCCUGAAGCUGCCGGGCUUUGGCAGUCUGCACACGUGGCGCAUGAUCUUCGGCAUAGAAGGCAUCAUCACCGUGGGCCUCGCGCUCAUUUCUUUCUUCACUCUUACCGACAGACCCGAGACCGCCCGCUGGCUCAGCCAAGAGGAAAAGGACCUCGCCGUCGCCCGCGUCAAGUCCGAGCGUGUCGGGCAGACACAGGUCCUCGACAAGAUUGACAAGACCAAGAUCUUCCGCGGCAUCUUCAACCCCAUCACGCUGUCCACAUCCUUCACCUUCCUGCUCAACAAUGUCACUGUCCAGGGCCUGGCCUUCUUCCUGCCGACCAUCGUCAAGACCAUCUAUCCGAAAGAGACCGUCAUCAAGCAGCAGCUGUACACAGUUCCCCCUUACAUCGUCGGCGCCUUCUUCACCCUACUCCUGCCUCUCAUCAGCUCCAGGAUCGACAGGCGACAGAUCUUUAUCAUGGGUGCCGCCCCCUUCAUAAUGGUCGGUUACAUCAUGUUCCUGGCCAGCGAGAACCCUCAGGUCCGCUACGGCGCCACUUUCAUCAUCACCGCAUCCGCAUUCAUGCUCGGUGCCCUCACCAACGCGCAAGUGAGCGCAAACGUCGUGAGCGACACAGCACGGAGCGCGGCGAUCGGCACAAAUGUCAUGUUUGGCAACAUUGGCGGACUGGUCGCCACGUGGAGCUUCUUCAGCUGGGAUGCACCAAACUACCACAUCGGUAACGGGCUCAACCUCGCUACCGGCAGCACCAUCCUGAUCACCGCCACCUUGACGCUGUUCUGGAUGAAGCGCGACAACCACAAGCGAGAGAACCGCAGCCUCGAGGAGGAGCUGGCGGGAUACUCUCCUGAAGAGGCCUCGGAUCUGGACUGGAAGCAUCCCGGCUUCCGAUGGCGGCCGUGA
This is a messenger RNA of Diaporthe citri, 1521 nucleotides long. RefSeq lists its product as uncharacterized. The coding region runs from base 1 to 1521 and encodes 506 amino acids. Gene Ontology annotation, molecular function: transmembrane transporter activity. NCBI's taxonomy places the organism in Eukaryota, Fungi, Ascomycota, Sordariomycetes, Diaporthales, Diaporthaceae. The record is from RefSeq and is a predicted model, not a curated record. The transcript is spliced from 5 exons. Gene Ontology annotation, biological process: transmembrane transport. Gene Ontology annotation, cellular component: membrane.